GCGCCGAGCGGGGUCCACGGUGACCGGGCGAUGCCCGCGGGGACGCCGCCGGCCAGCAGAGCGAGGUGCUGCCGGCCGCCACCAUGAUCGAGGGCGCACAGGCAGCCGACGAGGUCCGGGUGCCCCUGGGCGCGCCGCACCCUGGUCCGGCGGCGGCGGCGGCGGCGGCGGCGGCGGGGGCGUCCCCGGCGAGCCCCGGGGCGCCGGGACGCGAGGCGGAGCGGGGGUCCGAGCCCGGCGCGUCGCCCCCCGAGAGUCCGGCGGCCGAGCGCGGCGCGGAGCUGGGCGCCGACGAGGAGCAGCGCGUCCCGUACCCGGCCCUGGCGGCCACGGUCUUCUUCUGCCUCGGGCAGACCACGCGGCCGCGCAGCUGGUGCCUCCGACUGGUCUGCAACCCAUAUCCUUCCCGGCCGGCGGGGGGCAGGGGGCGGGCACGGGGUCCGGGGCGAAAGACUCCCUCGGCGUGCGCCCCCGCGCGCACGCCCUUGUUCGUGGGACCUGGGUGGUUUGGCUCCGUGAAGUUCUGGGGCAUGAAGGACGCCCGUGCGAGGCGGGAACAGCGGCGCUACCUGCGGGGUGAGGAGGGGCCGUGA
Molecule: messenger RNA, 593 nt
Organism: Saimiri boliviensis boliviensis (Bolivian squirrel monkey)
Lineage: Eukaryota; Metazoa; Chordata; Mammalia; Primates; Cebidae
Product: voltage-dependent T-type calcium channel subunit alpha-1H-like
Source: RefSeq, a predicted model, not a curated record